Molecule: messenger RNA, 1572 nt
Organism: Trichoderma aggressivum f. europaeum
Lineage: Eukaryota; Fungi; Ascomycota; Sordariomycetes; Hypocreales; Hypocreaceae
Exons: 1
Coding region: 1-1572 (523 amino acids)
Source: RefSeq, a predicted model, not a curated record
AUGACGGGACGCGGAAAGAACCGGUCGAGAAAAGCUCAGCGCAAGGAGGAGCAGCAGCGCAAGGAGCAGCAGCGCAACGAGUCCGAAGAGGCACAAGGGCACGCCGGACCAAGCCAAGUGCCGCAACUUGCUGUGCCGGUGACUCCAUCUCCCAGGAAACCCACAUCUGAGGAUGCAUCCCCGCCCAAGAGGCGUCUGCAAGUCGCGGAUACCCCAACGCCGCACGGCACCGGCCAUAUCCAGAAGGAUGAAGAUGCCGCGAAGAUAUUGGCUCUUACUGGAAUUCGACAUAAAAUGUCGCGAGAGGUCGAACAACAAGUGCAGGAAGUCAUCGGCGACAACCGCAACCGUCAUGGAAAGCAGCACAGCAUUUCUCAGCUCAGCAACUUGACCAUCGGCGUGACACAAUCCCCAGACAAGCAGCAGAUGAUCCAAAAGGGCAGGCAAACGGCCGAGUCCAUCAUCGAGGGCAGGCUUCAAAGCAAGAAGAAAUAUCUAGCCCAAGCCGAACAGCUCGUCACAAUUCUCUACAAGGCAUGGCACAAUGGUGGCCUCGAUGUGACGAAAGACAAGUACGACUCCCAGCUUGAGCAGUUGGAACGCUUCAUCACAGCCCUGAGAGGAGAUGUUGUUGUUAUCCAAACCUCUCGACACGAACUCGGCGGUAGACUCAUGGAUAAUAUGAUCUGGGAACAAGACCUUCAGAACACGGAUUGGGCCUAUCUGGAUCUUUUGAUCAGUCGCUAUAAGACGCCCGAGGGAGCAAAGCUCUCUUUGUUUGCUCCGAGAGAUGCGGACGCCCAAGCUAGGUUUCGCAAGAGGGUAAUGAAUGCAUACGAUGCGGUGCAUAAGGAUUCGGAGUGGUGUGUCAUCGCUGGCAGAUUCUUCGGGCCGCGUGAUAUAAAGGCAGCCCAUAUUGUUGGGUACAAUGUCGGCGAGCCUUCUGCGCGGCACCUGUUUGGGCCACCUAGUGACAAUAAUGGCCACCUAAUGUCAGAUAAGAAUGGCAUCCCAAUGUAUGAUCUGUACGAAAAGGCUUUCGAUGACGCACGGUUGGUCAUCAUACCAGAGGUACAACCGGAUGGAAACCCACGAAAAGGCUGUUGGAAAGUCUAUUGCCUCGACGACCCCGAUACCCAUGAAGAGUCUACACAGGUCCCAGUUGGUCGUGAGCUUCAUGGGCGCUCGUUGAAGUUCCGGAACGACUUUCGACCCUCUGCCCGAUACUUAUACUUUGCGUUUUGUAUCAAUAUUUUGAGGAGGCAACGGCACAAGGUCCCCGGUUGGUGGCGAGAUGUGUUCCUCGAGGGCCCGGGAAAGGUUUGGGCAACGCCGGGCACUUACUUGCGCACUUCGACUCUUCGGAGACUUGCGCACCAAAUCGGCCACAUGACCGAGGAGGAGGUGGUCGAAUUCGCAGGACCAGCUGAUGCUGAUGAGGAAGAAGAAGAAGACGUGGAGAUGCUGGAUGCCCAAGCCGACCUGGUGCUCGCAGCCUACCUUGACCAGGGUUCGCCCACUCCUGCCACCCACAAGGGUCAGCGUCUCCCGCGCGACGAGAGAUAUGAUUGA